CAGGAAAUUCUCUACCGUUUAGUUUUAUUGUUAAUUUAUAAAAUAUAUGUUACUAUUGAUCAAUAAAUCAUCUAAAAAAUAGAACUCUUCUGUCUUAUUUUCAUUGUAUUACAUCCUGAAUAAAUCUAUGGUUUCCUAUGUAUUGUUUGCUACUUAUAUAUACACGAACAACUGACAAUUUUCUAUUGUUGAGCAGGAUCAUCGCACGAUCAACAAAUUCGAAUUCAACUUAAAGAAUUACAGAUGAAGAUCGCACCAAAUUUCGGUAUUCCAUUAGGAAUAUGCAUCGUAUUAGUGUCAUUCAUUCAGAGCCAAAGUGUGCCCAUCCGCAACAAAUUUAUAGGGAAAACAAUAAGAGUUCUAAAUAAAACUGUUGACGCAUAUUUUGGCAUACCAUUUGCAACUCCUCCGGUUGGAAAGUUGAGAUUUCGUGCACCUCGACCUCUUAGAAAUAAAGAUACUCCAUACAAUGCAACACGAAAACCUCCUUCCUGCAUGCAAGACUCGCCGUAUGUUAUCCUCGAAUGGAUCGAUCGUUAUCCAAAAGAUCUCAGCGAAGAUUGCCUCUAUCUCAAUAUUUGGGUUCCCACUUCUAAACCGGAUAAACCAUUCGCCACUAUGGUUUGGAUUUAUGGAGGAGCAUUCAUUCUUGGAUCCAGUAAUAUGAAUAUUUACGAUGGUGCAGUUAUAACGGCCGUAGGGGAUGUCAUUGUAGUGUCUUUCAAUUAUCGCUUAAGUUCCUUUGGAUACGCAAAUUUUAAUGAAGAAGAUGCUCGAGGAAAUAUGGGAAUGUUAGAUCAAGUCAUGGUUUUGAAAUGGAUUCGUGAAAACAUAGAGAUUUUCGGUGGUGAUAAAGAUUUGAUAACUAUUUUUGGUGAAAGUGCAGGAGCUAUUUCUGCAGCACAUCAUUUAAUCUCACCUCUGACUAAAAGAUUAUUCAAGCGAGCAAUCUUGCAAAGUGGAAGCAAUUACCUUGACUACUUUGCUGUUAAUCCAGCUUUUAAUAUAAGAGUAACUUCUAAGCUCGCUCAGGAAGUAGGAUGCGACAGACAUAAUAUGCUUAAAUGUAUGCAAGAUAUGGAUGCUUCUAAAUUAGCAGCUGCAGAGAAAGUAAUCCAGAAACGUAAGAACGUAUUCAUGCUUUUCCAUCCACAAAUGAGUCCUCCAUUUCUAUCAGAGGAUUCAUUUUCUGAUGUUGACAAUGGUAAUUUCCAUGACGUUGAAGUGUUAAUGGGAGAAGUCAAAGACGAAGGUUCCCUAUUUGUAGCCGCUCUCAACCCAGAAUUACUGAUUCACAAUGUACCAGUUUUCACAAAAGAUGAUGCAAAGAGCAUUUUGGGUACAUGUUACGAACUGAGUGGAGAAUAUCUAGAUGCUAUUGCUGAUCACUUUUUUGGUAAAUUAGCCGACGAUGAUUAUUCUGGUAUUCUGAAACAGACAAUUAAAGGUAUAGGAGACGUGGUAUUCACGUGUCCUAUAUUUCACUUGGCCGAAAAGCUUGCUGAAUACAAUCGAACAGUAUACCAUUACACAUUCAAUCACACUCGAAUCAAAUCCAUAUUCAAGAAAUGGAUGGGUGUACCCCAUUUCGAAGAUGUACACUUCGUAUUUGGAAGACCUUUGAUCAAAAGGAAGUCUUUCACACCAGAAGAAGCGGAAUUCAGCAGGAUGAUUAUUGAAUUAUGGACCUCUUUUGCCAAAACUGGGAAACCUUCUUACAAUGGAAUGGAACAAGAAUGGAUACCAUUUGACAAAGAAAAUCGCAAUUCUUUGUCACUUACUCUUGGUAACAUCCAUCCAGUAAAGGCUGAAGAAGUUGAAAGAUGUACCCAUUGGAAGAAUUUCAUGAAAGAAUACUCUGAUAAUAUGUUUAAGAGUUAAUUACCUUUUGAAAUUUCCUACCUGAUACUAAUUUAACUUAAUAUAAAGCAUUUUAAAGUAUACUUGUAAUACGAUUCAGAACAUUGCUCGCCAGUUACCAAUUGUAUAAUUAUGAAAGAAGUUUUCUUCAAUAUACAAUGUUAUACGUGUAGAUUAUACCCUCGGUUAAUCAUCUUGUAGCUUUAGUUUAAAGUCCUUUAUCA
Molecule: messenger RNA, 2084 nt
Organism: Centruroides sculpturatus (bark scorpion)
Lineage: Eukaryota; Metazoa; Arthropoda; Arachnida; Scorpiones; Buthidae
Product: acetylcholinesterase-like
Exons: 3
Coding region: 244-1881 (545 amino acids)
Biological process (GO): acetylcholine catabolic process; choline metabolic process
Cellular component (GO): plasma membrane
Molecular function (GO): acetylcholinesterase activity
Source: RefSeq, a predicted model, not a curated record